UAAGGUCGAGAGAUAACAUAAUAUUUUCAGUGCAACUACAAGUAAAACAGUUUGUUAUUCACUACGUACCAGAAUGUAUAAAUGUCGAACACAUUUAAUGUUCUACAUUUUUGGAAUUCUCGCCGCUAAAAAUGUGACAAUUGUUGAAAGUGCCACUGGUGACAAUUCAACCAACGUAACAACAGGAUUGAUUGACAUCAAAGCAACUACAACUGAAGAACCCAAACCGUCAUGCGAAAUUGAUCUUCCACUCCCACUACCCCUAAAUCCCUCAAUUCCCAUUUUACCUAUAGUGGAGCCUGGAAUUCUGGACGAAAAUAUUAUAGAUGAAUUUGAUUUUCCCUCAUUAGACAACGACGAUGGUGCAAUACUUUUGUAGAAUAAGAACUUUUAAAGCCAUGUAGUAUUAUAUUUAUUAUAUAUAUUAAUAAUAUUAUAUUAUUAUAAUAAUUAUAUUUUAUUAACUACA
This is a messenger RNA of Cylas formicarius (sweet potato weevil), 469 nucleotides long. RefSeq lists its product as uncharacterized. The coding region runs from base 74 to 379 and encodes 101 amino acids. The record is from RefSeq and is a predicted model, not a curated record. The transcript is spliced from 2 exons. NCBI's taxonomy places the organism in Eukaryota, Metazoa, Arthropoda, Insecta, Coleoptera, Brentidae.